Messenger RNA from Malassezia globosa CBS 7966, 2166 nucleotides. RefSeq lists its product as uncharacterized. The transcript has a single exon. Gene Ontology annotation, molecular function: cyclin-dependent protein serine/threonine kinase regulator activity. The record is from RefSeq and is a predicted model, not a curated record. NCBI's taxonomy places the organism in Eukaryota, Fungi, Basidiomycota, Malasseziomycetes, Malasseziales, Malasseziaceae. The coding region runs from base 1 to 2166 and encodes 721 amino acids. Gene Ontology annotation, cellular component: nucleus; spindle pole body; cyclin-dependent protein kinase holoenzyme complex. Gene Ontology annotation, biological process: regulation of cyclin-dependent protein serine/threonine kinase activity; mitotic cell cycle phase transition.
AUGGAUCAUUCGCGUCAAUUUGGCGCACGGCCUCUUCGUCUCACCGCACAGCAGCCCUCCCUUAAGUUGCCCCCUGCCAAAACCCAGGGUGUACAGCGAGCGCCUCGCCCGGCUUUGGUCGAUGUUAGCAAUAGGGACACUUAUUCGCAGAAUCAGCCGCCAGCUGCGGCUGUAUCGCUUCCCCAAUUCAAGCCUCCUCUGACCAAGCAGGCUUCCACAGGCUCGAUUCCUCUUCCCGCUGUGGCUGGACCAGCACCAGCACCAGCACCCGCCCCGGCUCAUGCCCCGGCACCAGUGCCUACUUCUUCUCAAGCGCACAUGUCUGUGCCUAUGCCUGUGCCUGUCUCAUUGCCUGUAUCCACCGGAGCUCCUACCCAACCACCUGCGCCUGCAUUCCCGAUCACUCGCAGGCUUACUUUGAUGGAGCCCGUUGCGCCUCAGGCCUCUCAGACGAAGCCACAGGCACCAUUGCAGCUACAGCCUCAACCAGCUUUGCCAUCACAUCCACAUCCGCCAGCGCUUCCUCUUUCGCAGUCGCAGUCGCAGUCGCAGUCACUAUCGCAAUUGCAAUUGCAAUCGCAGCCGCCUCAGACGCAGUCUUAUUCACACUUUCCCUCUCACCCUCAUGUAUCAACGCAAACGCAUGCACAUCUACCGUCUCAGCCAGCUGAUCACAGACAAAUGUCAGCGCCACCUUCGCACGCUGCGCACGCAUCGACUUCACUCCCAAUGCCAGUACCAACCACAGCCACAGCCGCUACCGCUGCUGUCGGUGCUCCGGCUUCGGCCCCAGCUUCUGCGCCUGCUGCAACAUGGCUAUCAGGCACGUCUGCGAAUCUUCGUCGCUUUUCGACAGUGCCAGGGAGCCGCACAUCCUAUGUGCCGUCUGCCAUUCCUAAUGCGUUACCCGUUGUGCUGCCUGUGCGCUCUGACGGUCAGGGCGGCGCAAGCGAUGUGUCUAUGGCCACUGACACGUCAAUGCACGCCGCUGCUACAAUCGACACCACACCUGAGGACAUUCUCCCACAAUCCCGCUCGUCUGUGAGUGUGCGUUCGGAUGACAGCGAAGUCUUGGCCGAGCUUGAAAUGGACCUUGAUCCCGCUGGCAUCGUCACUCUUACUCUUGAUCAGGAAGUCAUCGAGCAGCGGCGCGUCCUUGAUAUCAGUGACAGGUUUGAAAUGUGUGUACUGGUGCCUCAGGCGCUUGCUGCUCAGUCGGAGCGUCGCGAUCUCGUGCGGCAUGGCCAGAUGGCUGCUAGUGCUGCAGCACAUGACGACGAAAUGAUGCGUCUUGGUCUCGAUACAGAAGAGGCACGCGAUAUCUCGAUGGUUGCUGAGUAUGCUCAAGACAUUUUCGACUACAUGGCAUGCACCGAACGCGAGUCGAUGGCGAAUCCGAACUACAUGGAUUUCCAAGAUGAAAUCCAGUGGCAUAUGCGUGCGACGCUCAUCGACUGGCUCCUGCAAGUUCACAUGCGCUACCACAUGCUCCCUGAAACAUUGUGGAUCGCUGUAAAUCUUGUUGACCGCUUUCUGAGCGCGCGCAUCGUGAGUCUCGCAAAGCUGCAGCUCGUGGGGGUGACAGCCAUGUUCAUUGCCGCCAAGUACGAAGAAAUCCUCGCUCCUAGUGUGGAGGAGUUUGUGUACAUGACUGAUGGCGGCUACUCUCGUGAAGAGAUUCUCAAGGGCGAACGAAUCGUUCUUUCCACGCUGGACUUUAAUGUGUCGCCGUACUGUUCGCCUUACUCGUGGGUGCGCCGCAUCUCGAAGGCUGAUGACUACGACAUCCAAACACGCACACUGUGUAAGUGUUUGAUGGAAGUGACUUUACUCAAUCAUCUUUUCCUGCGCGUCAGGCCCAGCAUGAUCGCGGCCAUUGGCAUGUAUCUUGCAAAGCGCAUGCUCGGUGGUUUGUGGGACGAUGCGUUCGUAUAUUACUCGCGGUUUUCAGAGGCGCAGCUGUUACCAGGAGCAAAUCUGAUUCUUGAGAAGCUUAUGGAGCCAGGCUUUGAAGAGCAGUUCGUGUAUAAGAAAUAUGCAAGCAAGAAAUUCCUCAAAGCGAGUAUAUAUGCGCGCAACUGGGCGCUUCGUCACCGCACUGCCCUCUCAGCAGCGUCAAAAAGCCAAUCACCCUCGUCAAGCGCAUCACCGAAUGAUGCGCAUUGA